This is a messenger RNA of Aricia agestis (brown argus), 571 nucleotides long. Its product is annotated as thioredoxin domain-containing protein 12-like. Bases 94 to 564 code for a protein of 156 amino acids. Gene Ontology annotation, cellular component: endoplasmic reticulum. The record is from RefSeq and is a predicted model, not a curated record. Lineage: Eukaryota; Metazoa; Arthropoda; Insecta; Lepidoptera; Lycaenidae. The transcript has 2 exons.
UCGUGAUUUCCAAAAUGUCUUAGUUUUAUUUUAUUUUUAUAUUCUAUUAAAUUCACGAUGUAACAUCUAUCGAAUGUAUAAAUUAUUGUAAAAAUGGCAUUUAGUAACUUUACAAAAGCAUUCGUGUCGAUAAUAUUCAACAAACUCUACUGCCUGGGUAAAGACAACGGUUUUGGACCUCAGUAUGUUUGGGCUGGGUCCUUGGAGUCAGGUUUGGAGGUAGCCUCGUACGACCAUAAGCCAGUUAUGGUGAUAAUUCACAAGUCCUGGUGCCCAGCUUGCAAGAAACUGAAGUCUAGAUUCGCAGAGUCUGCAGAGAUAGAAUCUUUGAGUCCGCACUUUGUGAUGGUGAAUUUAAUUGAUGAAGAGGAGCCGAAGAGCAAUACAUUCGCUCCAGAUGGUACUUAUAUACCCAGGAUCUUCUUUGUGUCACCCACGGGCUCAGUGGACCACGACAUAUACAAUGAGGAGGGCAGUCGCCAGUUCAAAUACUUCUACAGUCGACCGGAACACAUAGCUAAGUCCAUGAGAAAAGUUCUACAGAAGUACAAUAAAGACGUAUAAAUUACUU